Molecule: messenger RNA, 1567 nt
Organism: Astyanax mexicanus (Mexican tetra)
Lineage: Eukaryota; Metazoa; Chordata; Actinopteri; Characiformes; Acestrorhamphidae
Product: ribonuclease inhibitor-like
Exons: 4
Coding region: 933-1397 (154 amino acids)
Molecular function (GO): protein binding
Source: RefSeq, a predicted model, not a curated record
AAGCGGGGAACUGGGGAAACGAGGAAGAAACAAGAAACUAGAAAACUAAACAAGAAAUAAACACGAAGCAAGAACUAGGGCUAUGAAACACAGAAUAAACCACGAAGCACAGAGAGAGAUGAAACAACAGAGGAAGGUGCAAAGACCGACGAAGGACAAGAGACAAAGGAAGGCUUUAUAGCACACAAGGGAAGUGGAAACACCUGGGGCUAGGGGGCGGAGCUACAAAUUGACACAGGUGGAAAAGUACUGAAACAGAACACAGGGGCACAGGUCACGUGGGACACACAGAGAGACAUGAGACAGGGCUAAGACGUGACACUGCUGGUUAACUAGUUAACUUUUGGGUAUCAUAUGUCUUCAGAAAGGGGGCAGGUGGUGCAUCAAUUAAUUAUUAUUGUCAAACCUGUAAUUCUUCUGUAAUGGAGAGCUGACAUUAGCUUUUAUUAACUUUUAUUAACUUGUAUUUUAUUUUUCCAUUCCACCUUAAAUGCAGUGGUGCUGCCAUCUGUUGGACCAUUUAAGGUGGAACAGGAAAGUUAGCUAGAAAGCUACUGAGAGGAACUACUAGCAAUUUUUUUAUGCUUGUUAUGAAGAAAAUGGGCAUUAAAUAUAUUGAAACUACAAAUUAAGCUAAUAUAGUGUUAUAGUGUUAACAAGGAAAAUUCUCAAAUAUCUGGGUUUGGUUAUUUGUGCCACCAUCUUUCCUACUCCUCCAGCCUAACAAGAAUCGGGACACACUUACCCCUUGGUGUUCACACGCAAAACAGAGGUGUAGAGCUAUAUGGUUUAUCCUAGGGCUGAAAUGUGAUUGGCCUUUGAGUACGUGUUCUUGUCUCUGUAGGCUGAAUAACUGCAGUAUAACAGAGGAAGGAUGUAUUGCCCUGGUUUCAGCUCUGAAAUCAAACCCCUCACACCUGAAAUGUUUGGAUAUGGGGAGGAAUCAACCUGGAGAAUCGGGAGUGAAGCUGCUCGCUGAUCUUUUGAAGGAUAAAGAGUGUAAUGUGGAGAUACUCAAGCUGUUUGACUGCAGUAUUGCAGAGAAUGGGUGUGUUUCUCUGCUUUCGGCUUUAAAGUUGAACCCUUCACACCUGAGAGAACUGGAUCUGGGCUGGAAUAAACCUGGAGAAGCUGGAGUGAAGAUGCUCAGUAAUUUUUUGGAGGAUUCAAAUUGUAAACUUGAGAUACUCAAGUUGCAUGACACCAACAUUACAGACGAGGGCUAUGUUGCUCUGGCUUCAGCUCUCAUAUCAAACCCCUUACACCUGAGAGAGCUUGAUCUGAGCUGGAAUGAACCAGGAAAAAUAGGAGUGGACCUCCUUUCUUCCUUAGUGGAGGACAAAAACUCUGCAUUAAAGAAACUGGAAAUCUGUGAUUUGAGCCUCAAGUUCAGUUGAGAUGACAUCUAAUAGAAGACACAAAUACACCAUUUUAGCUAUCCAUCAAUGUGCAUUGUUGAUGUCUAUAUUCUGUUUACAAUAAAGGAGUUAUGGAGGAUAUGGCAGGAGAUUUCUUAAGCUGGCUGGUCUAGGUUGACUACAGAAAAUGCAUUUUGAAAUGUUGAUAU